This is a messenger RNA of Diachasmimorpha longicaudata, 8526 nucleotides long. Its product is annotated as dynein axonemal intermediate chain 3-like. The record is from RefSeq and is a predicted model, not a curated record. NCBI's taxonomy places the organism in Eukaryota, Metazoa, Arthropoda, Insecta, Hymenoptera, Braconidae. Gene Ontology annotation, molecular function: dynein light chain binding; dynein heavy chain binding. The transcript has 2 exons. The coding region runs from base 5170 to 8112 and encodes 980 amino acids. Gene Ontology annotation, cellular component: inner dynein arm. Gene Ontology annotation, biological process: inner dynein arm assembly; cilium movement involved in cell motility.
AAAAUGGAGACAGGAUAUUUGUUGGAAAAUCGAAAAUGGAAAGAAAAAAUCGGUUGACCGAGCUCGUGUGCUCCGUCGAGGAGAAAUUCAUGAACAAUGAAAAAGUUAUUAACAAUUGCAGAGUAUUUUAACGACUGAAGUAAAUUUCUAGUGCCCAUUUUGCCCCAUGGUCUGUUCUAUUAUGAUUUAUUCAACAAUUUGUUCGUGAAUUGAUGAAAUGCUGGUGAAUAGAGGGUUUUGCGCACCUCAAUCGCGAUCUACCGAGGCUUUGGACUGCAGACGUUGUCGGCAAAUGCUCGUAUUGGAUUCAAGUUUUGUCACGGUCGUGUGUAUACUUCCAAGUUUACAUAUAUAGUCCACAUAACGAUAGUGUUACAGUGGACGAUUGCCAAGACAUCUUUGACGAGCGCCAUUCUACUUUUUGAUAGAUCGAAUGAGCUCGAUCGGCAAUACCUCGGGAUUGGCUGAGUGAAUUUUGAAGAGCUUUACUUCAUUUUGAAGGUUUUUCGGGGGGUUUAUUAUGAGGUUUCAGCCGGUACAAUGGUAGCGCUGGGUCAAGAUAUAUUUGAGGUUCCAAAAAUCUUGUUUUCGUCCCACAGAAGUAGGUUAAUACUAUGCGUGACGAAACUAGCUGUAUCUGGGAAACUAGUGGGUUUAUUGAAAAAAGUCAUAAAUACUUUUUUACAGCCCGUGAAAUUCCUCAAAAAGGAAGUCUCUUGGGUUUUCUUGAUUAAUCCAAUCGUGUUCGAGAUAUUAGAGAUUUUCAGCUUUUGACAACUUUUUUUAUACGCUGAGUUCUUAGGUUUGAUAAACCUCGCGAUAGCUUCAAAAGUACUACAUUUAUCAUAAAAUAUUAUAGCAUCUUUUUUAUAGCUUUUGAAAUUCCCCAUAAACAAAGUCAUUCAACAUUUUUCAAUUAAACCAACGGUUCAGGAGAUAGUAACCAUUUUGGGGAUAAAAAACCCAGUGAAGUCUUUUUCCGACUCGUGGUUUCUGGACAAAUUUAGAUCAGCUAAUUGACUAUUUCAUCUCAUUUCAGGUUAUUAGUGCAUAACUGGAAGUUUUAUUUACUCGCGUUUAUUUUAAUAUAUGAGUCAGUGUCGACUUGAUACCUCGCGACAUUGACGUGCGACAGAAUGGAAUUGAAGAAUGAUUUUUUUAGUUAUGUAAUGAGGCGCUACAUCUACCAGUCACGUAUGCAGUUUAAAGCGCUCGUUUUUCGUUGGUAAAUAUUGCCGCGCAGUAGGCUAAACAGGGCUGUAUUUUUGUGUUUUGUCAAAUUCUAUUGAUUCAAAAUUUGCGGAUAUAAGAUUUCUAGGGCCCAUUGGCCUGUCGAAAGGUACAAAAAUAUGGCAAAAGGAACAAAUAAAAUUUUCAAAACGAAAAAAGGAACAACAUUUGCGAUUACAUGUGUACGUUAUUUUUGUUUUUUGUUAUUUUUUGUUUGAUGUCAGUCAAGACAAUACUCUCUCGCAUCAGCACUUGAAUGGUAACGGUAUGGGAAUCCUCGUCACAGUUCGCAUCCUUCAUAGAUGGAUGACCUCGGAAUAUUUUCCCAUGCUGAAUCCUUUACGUUUUUUUCUAUUUUUUUCAAUUGAUUUUUUUCGGGACUUUAAAUGGAUUUUUUCUCGUUAUUUGGUCAUGUCCAUUUUUGCAAAAAACCAAAUAUACCAUCCGUACUCCCGCAUUAGCCCAAAUUGGUCACCGUCCGCAAAUCCAACGAUUUUAUUUACGGUCUUUAAAAAAUUUCCUUCCUACUCCGAGGAUUAUGUGCAAUGAACCUUACGAUAUCUCGAAUACUACUAGGUCUAUCGAAAAAAGUCAUAAGAUCUUUUUCAUAGCCCUUGUUAUUUCCAACAAAAAAGGUAUUGUGUAACUUUUCAAUCCACCCAGAAGUUUACGAGAUAUUAUCAUAAAACGUCAUUUUUUCCCCGUACGAAUAAUUAUCCUCUUCUAAAUCUCGUAAUAUCUCCCAAACUUUCGGUUUAAUUGAAAAAUAUCACAGGACCUUUAUCGUAGCCCUCGAAAUUUUCCACAGAAAAAGUUCUGAGGCUUUUUUCGAUAAAACCAACAGGUGUGAAGAUAUCAAAUAUUCAAUUUCUGAAGAAAAUUAAAUUGAUUUUUGCUCUACCCUCGACUGUGAUUACCAUAAUAUUAUUAACAAAAAAAAAUGACGGAAUCCUCGACGAUGAGGGAUUGACUUAAUAGGUUUUGCUAGGCAUGCUUAGGUGCGCUGAGCGAUUCAUAAGUCUCCCUAACGUUCUUACAAUGUCCAGUAUUGCGUCAACAGGUAUAAAGAAAUCUCAACCGGUUUUCCUCGCUCUUUUCUUUCCUCAUUUUCUCGACUAGCUUGAAUGGCUGGCAGUGCCCUUUUACGCUGAAAUUUCUCUAAAAAAAUUCUUCUUCGGGCCAUCGAGGGCGUCGAUAUGCGCUUUACACAGCUAGAAAUGCUGUGGCCAUGGCCCAAGGACACGUUGAAUUAUUAAUGAAAUUGUUUCGAUACCGUUGUCGACUUUAGUCUGACUACGCUCUGCUCGUUUGAGUAUAUGAGGACGAGUAUGUGGGACGCCACGUUUAUGUUUGUGAGGAAUAGGCAUUUAUGGACAUCGCGGGAGACUGUGAAUCGAUGUGGACCUGUUGAUGACUAGUUCAAUGAAUGUAUUUCCUUGGGCAACUGUGUGAUUCGUACUAGUCUCAUUUCAGAGAUCGGAAAAUUUUAUUUGCGACGUUGAAACCGAGACACUAUCGUUUUUUACUAUUAACCCUAUUUUAAUAAAUAUCUCGGAAUCUAGAGGCGCUGCCAAAUUUUUUUUUAUCAAUUUAGUAUAAAAAGGAUUUCGAAAAAUAUUUGAUAACUUCGAAACCGUGGGAUUUAUUCAAAAUCGCUGGAUAUGCUCACGCUUUUGUAAGUACCUGAAUGAGCCCGUAAAUUAACGAUUUCCAGAUUGUUUUUCAGUAUCGACAUUGCAGGGCAUGAAAAAAACUACAUGUAGAAUUUGUCAAGAUACUUAAUCUUUCAAUAAAACGCACACUCUGAGGUCACCCGCAAUGAUCGCAUCGCCAAUUCGAUAUUUCCCGUCGUUGAAGAUAAAUCCUCUCCAUAUUUCGUGAUAGUUUCAUUAAACCGGAAGUCCAAAACACCUUGAGGAUGGAAUUCACUUGCUCACCCACGCAGCAUCAGUUGGAGCCCACCUAGUUUUAUAAAUUACGCAAUACCAAAUAUGUGCAAAUGUAGGGGACAACCCCGGGGAAGUUGAUGUAUUGUGUCAUCGUGGCGACCAUUGCGUGCUGGUAUAUGCCAGCUAAUAAUAAUAGUGAAACAAGCGAAGUCGCAUAAAAAUCAGUGUCGAAUUUCAUUCUCAUGGUGUUGGUGUCACCUUUGGCUCUGGAGGAGGAAGGAAGCCUCAAGAACCGCACCCUGUAUACAUUUUGAGGAGUUGUAUGCGCCAGGGAGCUCAGGCCAUGAACGACCAACCCGUUUGUCUGUCUACUUUCUGGGUUUCCUCACUCGAUCGCGCCUAUACUCGGUUAUAGUGGAUGCUACCCGGACAGUUACCGAGCCGUGACUGCAUUUGGGUCAUUGGUGAGGCAUGUGUACGUUCAUUGAACCGUGUUCAACUGUAUAGCUACCGGCUAUCGGUUCUCCUAGUACAUCGUGACUAAUUUAAACGCACAGACUGGUAAAAAUCUUCACGUGACACCUGGUGCUUAACGCACCAAGAAAACUUGUGAAUUCGAUAGAAAAUUCUACUGAAUUCCCAUCAAAUCUCUAUUAAAAAUUCCCUCAAUUUUUUUAUUCCUAUUAAAUAUGUAUUAAAGACUCAUUUAGGUCUUGAAUUUCUAGAGAAACUUUUGUUAGUUUUUUUUCAAUGGAUUAGCUGUACUCCAGCUAUGCUAUGGGUUAAAAAUGUGCAAUAGAAAUUAUUUUUUAGAGAAGAAGUGCAAAAUUCAAUUUUUCGACUCUCUCUGCGUAUCUUUUCACAUUCUCCUGUGGAUCGGGCGUUGGUUGCGAAUAUCCACUUCACCGUUCCCCAGUCGCACACAAUUUCGAUGUGAUAAGCCAUCCAUAUCACCGGAAAUAUGAUUAUGAGCCUAUUUCUGCGCAUAACACCACUCAACUCCUAUUCCAGCGAAGAAAAAUCUUCAAACUGUAAAAUAUUUAAUCAUCGAUAUGUCCGGACUUCGAUUGGGUCGAGGCACGCAUUAUUUUUAAACUGUCAAAAAAUUCUUGACAUUGAAAACAAAAUCACCAGGAUUCACUCCGCCAAUUUUGAGUUACUCGCGUUUAAAUGUAAUCGAAUUUCCAAGAUCGUUUGUGGCAUUCGGUGAGUUAAUUUUUGUUUUACGCAACAGAAAGGCAUAAAUAAUCUCAGCGUUUUCCUGCUCGUACUAUGACCUCCAGGACAACUCGCCUAGAAUUUAAUCAUCGAUAACCCAACCCAACGACUGGUAUUGCGUUCUCCUAACGAUUUCUCGCAGUGCGACGUCUUUAUUGUGAAGAGGCAUUAAGUGGACGCGAACUCGUUCCUCUCUCUAUUUUUAGCGGUAAUUCCUCGAAUGAAAAUUUGCCGUUAGACAACCACCGCUGAAUGAUAUUCAUCAACACCCGAUUGUCUCCUUGCACCAGCAAUCGUUAUUCCAAGCAGUCACAAUUGCAUGCGAAAUGAAAAACCCUUAUUACUCUAUUUUGCUGUGGUAAGAUAGUUUAUACAACUCCAACGUCAUUCUACAACAAGUGAAAGUGAAAAAUAUCGGGUUCGCUGAUUGUGCUUUCCACAUCGCACCCGGUUAUAAUAUUAUCGGUCCGAUGGAAAAGUUGAGUAAACGAUAGAACAGGAGAAUUCAAUGAAUUCCUUCCAGAUAUUUGUAAAUUGAAAAGAAAUGCUGGUAAAAUCAUUCAACUUUAACGUUAGAAAUAAAAACUGGGUACAUUCACAUGAUUUUUCGUUACACAUAAUGUUCUAGAACAUAAAAUUGAAUCAACAAUUAAAACAAGUAAAAUAGAUAAAUUAAAAUACAAAGGAGGAACAUUGAGAUAAAUUUUCAUGUCAUCUAGAUAUUUAUCUAGGCAAUAAUCCUCAUAGAGACGACGAGGGAUACGUUUAAUCGAUAAGCGUUGUACACACCUCGAGUUCGUCAUCACUUAGUCUUUGCGUUUGACCAGAAGAAAUGCCGACGAAUAGUCCGGAUUGGCCGUCCAGUUGGUCCCCCCCGUCCAAAAAUAUCGCGAACCUCGUCGCCAUCGAGUUGCCCCACGCGAAACAACUCGAAUUAAAUUGCGCCAGUAACGAAUCCGUCUUCCUGGAAUAUCCCUGGGCAUAUGUGCCGCGGGAAGUUCUGUUAAAAAUCUCCCAAGAAGCAGACUCCACCCUGGAGUCCCACAGGGCCCAGAUCGAGGCAUACAAACCGCAAAUGCUUUUGCUCGGUUACGCCUCCAGCGAGCUCUGCUCCACGCAGUACGUCCUCUGCUUGACGGAGGAGGUCCGCGACGAGAUGGUGAAUCGAAAUCGUCAGAUAACACGAACCAUCCACGAUCGAGUCUCCAAGAUGAUGAGGAAAGCGCCCCUCAAGUGUCCAGGCAUCUUCGAGGACAACUUAGACCACGACGACACCUUCUUCAGAAGCACAAGAUCCCUCUUCGAGAUCGAGAUCAGCCGCAAGUCGCUAGCCUCCAAGGACUCUCCAAACUUGUCAGACAGACCCAGUGAGUCCACCAGAGACGGCUAUUUGGAUAUCCUCCUGCCCUCCACCUCGCGAUUCUCAAACGUCCGGAUGAAGCUGGUGACGAAAUCCCUGCAGACGAACCUUCCACCGGCUACGACAGGCGUGCAAACCUACCUAGGCUAUCCGAAGACCAAGUGGACUCAAUACGACGACGCAUCGUCACCCGGAGAAAGCAAGAAGCCAGAGGUUGAGAAAUCCCGAGAGGAAAGUAGUCUAACAGGUCACUCGGAGGUCAUAACUUCGACGGAGGAGAAGACGACACACCAAAUGCCGAGUGUUAAUGAGACUCUGGAGAAGCAGGCCGAGUCCUUGAACCUCUUCUUCGAAGCGAGUCUUCCGGAUAUCACAGACUGUAUCAGAUAUAACUCGGAAAUAAACAUGCACUCCGAUGACAUCGAGAGCCUUGCCAACUGCGACGGCGGUCCGGAAGCAUCAAGAGUGAUUGAUUAUAAUCUGCACGAGAGCUGUUCUCUAGUGGAUUUCAGGGCCACCAGGGCCAGGGUCAUUUCCGACGUCGCUUGGCACCCAAGUCGUCCAGAUUACGUCGCUAUAUGUUACGCUAAAGCCGACAGCUGCGGUGACGAUUUUUCGUGUAUCUUCACCGACCAAAUGGACAUCGCAGCGGUGUUGUGGUCAUUGACAGACCCGUUGAAGCCCAAGAUGUUCCUGGGGGACUGUAAGGAUGUAAACGUGAUGAGUUUCUGUCCAUCUAAGGACUCCGUUCUCGUUGGAGGAUCAACAAGCGGACAAAUCGUUAUGUGGGAGUUGGGUAACAUCGACAGCAUCACUGAAAGAUCAACAAGGGGCUGCCACCGAGUGGAUUCAUGUGCCUCGUCAGACCCGGGAGAUUCUCAUCUGCUCCCCAUCAGGGCCAUUCACUGGCUGCCGACUUGCUGUCGACUCGAGCCCAAUGGAAAGAUGAACAAGAUUCCGGAUAACAUGAGUAUGCAAUUCAUGACGACUUCCGAGGAUGGUACAAUCGCCUUCUGGGAUCUUCUUUGGCAGCCGAACAUGGCGACGACUGCCAAGAAUCUGCUGAAUAUCGUGGCAGCUAAGAUGUCGUUGACCGAAGGCUUGGAGAGAUUGGACAACAUCUUCCGUCCGCACUAUCGAUUGCAUAUUGUUCCAGCUAAGGAGACAUCCAGCCUCACGGUUUUAGAUCUUUCUCCUGCAUCUCCGGAGAGUUACGACAGCAUUCAGGCUGAUACGAUUGAUCCAGACGCCAAUGAGGCGUCCAGGAGAUUGUGGGUCAGCACACCUCAGGGGGAACUCCUCUUAUGUACCUGGAGGGGGCAGGAAUUUGAGGACAUCUGUCACGAAAAUGUUGAUAUCACUGAUAGAUCCGUCUUGAUUCAUGACGGUCCGCUCGUUAAGAUUGUACGAUCUCAUCACAUUAGUGAUGUUCUGCUGACAAUCGGGGGAAGUGUCUUUGCCAUCUGGAAGGACGACUACCUCAGAAGACCCCUCAUCUGGAGAAAAGGUAAUUGCUUGUACACCAGCUGCUGCUGGUGUGACAAGCCCGGGGUCUUCUGUGUAGCUAGAAAUGACGGUGACCUUGAAACAUGGGACAUAUGCCGGAAGACUGGUGAACCGGUCCACGUACAGACUAUUUCUGGAAAGUUGAUAACGGGACUGCACAGGGGCUCUUUUGAUUCGCGGUUUAUCGGUGUUUGCGAUUACAGCGGUGCUUUUAGAAUAUUCAAGGAAGUGUGCGACGCCGAGUCCAGUGGAUCUGAGAGAAUUGAAUGGCUGAGGAAGUUUGUUGAUCGUGAAGUGGAGAGGAGUGAGGAGUUUUAUGGCUGGCAGGACGAUUAUCUCGAAAAUAAUGAGGUGGCUGUGAUGAGGAGGGAGGCUAGGGCCGCUGAGGAGGCGAGGCGACGCCAUGAAGAAGCCAGAGAAAAGUUUAUGAAGGAUCAGGAGGCGAUGAUCAGACUCAAAGCCGAACGUCGAGCCCUCAAAAUCCCUAAAUCCAAGGAUACUAUUCUGAGGCUGGAGAAUAUCGAAAGAAUGAAGACUGUUUUGUUGCAGAAGAAGGGUUUUGACCCUUGUAAGCUCGAUGACGCGAGGUCCCCGAUGGUUCAACAACAGGAAGAGAAGAUGAUGAGGAUGAUUAAGGUGCAGGAAAAAGUUGCUCAUAGAGACAGUUAUUUCACGCAAGCGUUGGCGGUUGAAUUUCCGGAUGCUUGUGCGGACGCCCACGAGGGAGAAAAUGUCAAGACUUGUGAUGGGCUCGGGAACGUGAUGAGAGUUUUGAACGAUGAAGAUGAAUAUGGACGGGUGAGGGGGGAAGCGAUGGAGGUUCUUAAGAAGAAUCCGACGAUUCCUGGGUUUGAUUGGAAUGUCGUGAUGAGGGACAGCCAGCGGAGGAAGGGCUCUCUGAAGAAGUAAUUAGCGGUACAUGGAGAGGAAUAAUCGUUAACAAUUAUCCUAUGGUUCUGUGAAACUUUGUCAUGAGUCAUCCCCAUGUCAUUACUGCCCGAAAUCUAGCAAAAAUUAAUCUAUGAUAAGCAGAUUUUAUUCUAGGUCAGGGAAACCUUGUUCUGCUAAGAAUAACAACUUCUGUGCCCGUAGAGUAAAAAUUACUGUAGGGUAAAAUUGAUCAAAAGUACAUGUUUUUCUCAGACAAAUGGAUUCCCAGAAAAAAAUUUUCUCAUCGUAUUUUCUGAUUCAUUAUAUUGUUUAAGUUGUGGAAUUAUCGUCAAUUUUAUUGUUUGUGGUUUCAGGUCCUAGGAAUUAUUUGCAUGGCGUGUGCCUCACCGUCUUGGAAUGGCGCAGCAAGUUGGUUUUUAUUCGUAGCAAUAA